CUUGAUUGACUUCAUUCGUUGAUCCAUUACUUUCUUCUCCUGCGAGCGGAGAAACAAUCGACAAUGCCACAUCGGUAACCUUGCUUCAGAUUCUAUGUAUACAACCCAGCAACAACACGACAGCAUCCGUCUGGUUCUCCUCUCUCUCCGAGCACCUCGAUAGACCUUUCUGCCACGACGGCAAAUCCCCCUGCGGCUGAUAAUGGCAUCCAAAAUGGCCACCAAUGGUCCUCACUCCGCGGGUAUCUUCGCCGACAUGACUGUGGACGGGCCCGAAAUAGGUACUCUUGUGCUGGUGGUGGAUCGUGCAAAGAACUUGCCCAACCGGAAGACUAUGGGCAAACAAAAUCCAUACUGUGCGGCGAGGUUGGGCAAAGAAGCGCGAAAGACAGAGACGGAUCGUCGAGGUGGACAAACGCCGAAGUGGGACCAGGAACUUCGCUUCACCGUUCACGACUCGCCCGACUACUACAACCUCAAAAUUUCCUGCUUCAGCGAGGAUAAGCGAACGGACCUCAUUGGAGAAGCUUGGGUUGGUCUGAACGAUGUCAUUGUACCCGGAGGAGGAAAGGCGGAUCUGUGGCAAUCGCUCAACUGCAAAGGAAAAUACGCUGGCGACUUGCGGAUAGAGUUGACGUACUACGAUUCACGAGAGAAGCCGGUCAAGGGAGAAGAGAUUGUGUCUGUGGCGGAUGAGUUGAAGCAACAAUAUGGUGGCCUGCAGCCGAAGGUGAAGAGGAGGCCACUGCCGAGCAACCCAAAUGCUCCCGUCACGACACCUGUGGUUAUACCCGAGCGUCCGCAACCCGGAAGGGCGAAACAUGGACCACGAGAUCUGCAAAUGCAUGCUCGUACGAGCUCGAUGCCGCCGCAGACUUUCAACUAUCCUCACUCGGCAGCGACGCUGACAGGACAUGGCCCACUCCACCAGGAUAGUCCUGUGUCGGCGCACGACCAGAGUCAGCAAUUCGGAGAAUACGAUGCCAACCCAGAUCCGGAGGUCUACGACCCUUACGCCAACCAAGCAAUGCAACAACCAGACUUCCUGCCUCAACUGGCGCCGAGCAGUCGUCAGCGUGGUCUGCCUGCUCAGCCUCGAUUUGCGCAGAGACAGCAGAGUCAUCCUAUUCCGCAACCUCAGCCGCCACAUCAACAUCCACAAUCGUUGCGUCCGGCGAGCCACAUUGGUCUGCCGCAUUCGCACUCCGCACCAGCUGCGCCUACAUUGCAUGCGGAAAACCACGAAUAUGAGAAUGCGGGCUUCCCGCCUCAGUCGAACUGGCCGCAGCAGAUUCCGGAUGUCGAAUAUCAAUACCAGCACCUUCGGCAGCAGAGGAGGAAUGAUGUGCCUCCGGGUUGGGAGCAGGAAUAUGGUUCUGCACAUCCUAGUGUGCAGCCAUACGUCGAGAAUGACAUAGCAUCGUCUCCGCCACCACCGCCACCUCCGAUGCACUCCAACAGCUCUCCAGCUGUGCCGAAUUAUGCGUCCACGCAUGCUCAUCCGUAUCAGACUCCCACCGCGAGAUACGGAGCUACACCGCCAAGUGUGAGACAGCAACACAUGCAUGGUUCUUCUCCUGUACAGAGCAUUGAGCGCGGCUACACGCCGCCUCGGACAGCUCCCCUACGCGCGCCUCCUGCUAGAGCUGGCUCCAUGGAUGAAUACGGCAACUCGCCGUAUGUCCGGAGCUACGAAUCAACGCCAAAUCUCACUCCACAGCAUCAAGCAUCUUCACCUAUCGGACAAGGUCUUGCGGGUCGUCGCAGUUUUGUCGAUUCCAGCACGCCGACUCGACCUCAUCCUCUUUCGCAGCAAGUUCCUCGAGCGAGAAGCCCAAUGCCGUAUCACCGCGGCGCUUCCGAACCACCACAAGAGUAUCACGGCCGUGAACAGAAUCCACCUGUCAAACCUCGGGCUAGCUCACCGCAACCGCCGGCUGCCCGAUCAUCCGCCGCCAGCAAGCCCACCAAAUCAAGCUUUUCGAUCCAAUUCCCGGUCCGCGCCUUUGAGUCGGCGGAUGGUUCUCCUCUCUCUACCUCUCAAGCUUCACCGACUCGCGUCCUUCCAACCCGCAUGGCUCCAACUCCCGUUCGCAAGUCUGUCUCUCCACGCCCGUCCUUCUCGGAGUCUCCCGCCAUCCCAUUCUCGCCCGACUCUUUCGACGUCCACCGUCCCACUUCGGACCUCGGACAGGCCUCCAAUGGACCCAUCGUCGGCUGGCACGGCCAAGAGAUAGAUCCUUCGGACCAUCUGCCUGUCGAAGCCUGGGCUCCGGAGCCGACACCAAAGGGCACGAGUAACGUCGGACCAAAGACGUAUGGCUUAGGACGGGACCGGGACUUCGGUCCGAGAACGGCAAUUCCGAGCACGGGAGGCAGAGUGGGUAAAGACACAGUGAUCAACGUACGUCUGAAGGCAGCGAGCCAACCCCCUCCGGAGCCAGCACAGCAAGGCAGGAAUCGAUUGCAGAAGAAGAAUUCCCCGGGUCCCGCGCAGAGCCCAGGAGGGCAGGACUUCCGCAGUCAUGAAGGAUUCAGCCCGGUGCCGAAUCCGUAUGAGAGGUCGUAUGGCUCGCCAUCACAGCCUCAAUAUCAGCAGCAACACCCGUUCUCUCGAUCCCUUGGAGGUGGAAGGGAGAGCAGUGCGCCACCAAGCGUGCCGCCGAAAGUCCCGCUUGGCUCGUCGUAUGGUCAGCAGCCAGUCGAUGAUUACUAUGGGACUGAUGCGUUGACUCGCGAGAUUUCGAGUAUUGACCUUGGAGCGAGGAGGAGAGAGAGAUUGGGAAGUGCGCCGCCGCCUGAGACUGGCGCAGGAAUGGGGAGAGACCCGACGAGGGAGGCGAGGUUUGUACCUGUUAGGAGUCAUCGGGAGAGGGGGAGUUUGUGGUGA
This is a messenger RNA of Zymoseptoria tritici IPO323, 2890 nucleotides long. RefSeq lists its product as uncharacterized. The record is from RefSeq and is a predicted model, not a curated record. Bases 203 to 2890 code for a protein of 895 amino acids. Lineage: Eukaryota; Fungi; Ascomycota; Dothideomycetes; Mycosphaerellales; Mycosphaerellaceae. The transcript has 2 exons.